AAUAAGUGCAAUCACUCUCCACAGGCCAGAAAGAAACGAACGUUGAUGAAGCAAGAGUGCGAUUAGAGUCCUGUGCCGCGGAAGCCGUAACCUCCUUGAAGCUCGUACCGUUCCGGAGUGUACUAUCGCGAUCAGUUGGCCGUCAGGAUUGCUUGGUUGCUCGUAGCGCCGCCACUCACAAUGGAGGCCUCCCAACAACAAAGAAUGGACGAGCCAGCGCGUCAAGAUGCGCCGAGCGAGCACAUCAAGCUAGCACUGAAGCCCAAGAUGAUAUUCUUCGUGGCUCUAACUCACCUAGGAGGCUUGGUAGGUCUUGUGUUGCUCUGUCUCAACGAACGCUGGUGGCGACUACUCUUAGAAGUCAUUGUCUACUGGCAAAUCGCAGGUCUAGGAAUAACUGCCGGCGCGCAUCGACUCUGGUCCCAUCGCAGCUACAAGGCCAGCUCGCCGCUGCGCUUCAUUCUGAUGUUGAUGAAUUGCGCGGCGCAUCAGGGCUCAAUCUACCACUGGUGCCGCGACCACCGCAUUCACCAUAAAUUCAGCGAAACGGACGCGGACCCGCACAACUCGCAACGCGGCAUGUUCUUCGCACACAUGGGAUGGCUGCUACGGGACAAGCAUCCUCAGGUGCUGAAGAAGGGUGGUGAGCUGGAUCUAAGUGACUUAGAGGCCGACUGGGUGGUGACCUUCCAGGCCAAGCACUACAAAAAGCUGAGCACUUUAUUCUGCUACAUCCUGCCAGGUUUGUAUGGCCAGUAUGUGUACGGAGACUACUGGCUGGGGCUGUUUGCACACGGCCUGCUUCAUCACGUGGUCCUCCUGCACUCCACCUGGUCCGUGAACUCGCUCGCUCACCUCUACGGCAUGCGGCCCUACGAUGAUGCCAUCCGACCGGUGGAGAACUUCUUCGUGUCGCUGUGCGCGGUCGGCGAAGGCUGGCACAAUUGGCACCACUGCUACCCGUUUGACUACGCUGCCAGCGAGUACGGCAUUCUGGGAAGGUACAACCCGACGAAAUUGUUCAUCGACGCCUGCCACCGCAUCGGACUAGUUACUGGUCGUAAGCGAGCCAUCCAUCUGUGGGAGAGCAAGAAGGCACGCCUUGCAGCUGCUUCCGCCAAGAGGCACUGGCCAAGUUGAUGAGGACGCGCCCAUUCAUGAAAGCGAGCAUGGAUACUCGCGCACAAAGAACAAGAACGUUUUCUCCGCCCAUAUGACAUUCUAUAAUUAUUAUAAUAGCGAGCCCGACUUGCCUUGAGCGCCAGAGAGCGCUCAGUCAGUGUUUGGCUUGAGUUUUUAGCAAUGUUGUUGGGUGUACCGGUACUCAAAGUAUCUAUUAUCGAAGUACAGGUCUGAACGCCUUGGAUUUAUGAAACUAGCCUUUCCGAGAUUUCUAGAUUUUACCACCCAUGUCCAGACGUGUAUAUGAUUCUCUCCAUUCCUUAUUAUUCCAUCAAUUAUGCCCUCCGUUCCGUGCUCAAUGAUUUAUCCGCACUCAGCAGUGCACACUUAAA
Messenger RNA from Sycon ciliatum, 1514 nucleotides. Its product is annotated as acyl-CoA desaturase 1-like. The record is from RefSeq and is a predicted model, not a curated record. Gene Ontology annotation, molecular function: stearoyl-CoA 9-desaturase activity; iron ion binding. Gene Ontology annotation, cellular component: endoplasmic reticulum membrane. Gene Ontology annotation, biological process: unsaturated fatty acid biosynthetic process. NCBI's taxonomy places the organism in Eukaryota, Metazoa, Porifera, Calcarea, Leucosolenida, Sycettidae. The transcript has a single exon. Bases 181 to 1140 code for a protein of 319 amino acids.